AUGCAGGGAGGACUCCAGUCACUGCUAGUACUGCUGGUGCUGGUGGUAGCUGCAGCUGGUGCUACAUCAACCAGCCACGUGAGCAUCAGGUUUGGUAACGUGGGCAGCAUCCAGUACAGCUACGGCCUUGGACCGUCCCACCCUCCCCCGUCAUACCGACCCACAACACCGACUCCGUUAGUCAAGCCAACAACACUAGACCUAUCCUAUGCACCCAGGCUAACCCUGUCUAACACAUCUGCUCCAUUAACCAGUACUCAAACUAUUUACCACACUAAUCUGUCCUACCGUCGAUUCCCUUCCUACCGUCCAGCUCUAUCUUCCAACCCAGCCUUGUUCUACCGUCCAGUACUUUCCAAUACUUACAUCGAGGCAUCCAUCCCAACCUGUGCUGGCCUCACCAACUCCACCUGGUGCCUUGAAGAUGAACGAUACCCUGAGAAUGCGAUCAAGCGUGCUAUUCAGAAUCACUUGGAUAAUUUUAAUUCCCUUUACACCGACUUAGUCGAAUUUGAGACCGAGCUCUCUAUAGAGCGACUCAACACUAUAAAUAAGACUUACCUCUGCCCCUCAAAGACCUCCUACAUCCACCCUCUCCGAGCCCAGAAUACGGAAGGCAAGUGGCUCAUCAUCGUUAACAACAUCGGUGUCAGCUACAAGACUUACAUUCAGACCGUUCGCAUUGAAGAGUGUCUCACUGAUAAUAACCCCUGUCCUCUGGUGCCAAUGUGUUAUGAUUCCAAGUGCCUGCAGAAGUUCAUCUACCAGCGCUUUCUCGUCUUCGACCCUUACGAUUUGUCUUUUCCUUUUGCAAUCGAGACCUUUAAGCUACCCGCCAGCUGCGCCUGCCUGCUGGACUCCUUCAACAUCCAUUAAGAUGUCUUAUAUUAAUAAAUUGUAUUUAAUAUUUAAUUUAGGCAACGAAUGUAACAUUAACGAUAUAUCAAAGUUAAUAGCGGUGAAAAUUAAUAUCUCUCAUUUUGCUAGUGGCGGUGCGUAAAGCAGUUCUCUACUCAUCCGACAUAUUGACUUACCUGUCCAUUGUUGCUCAUAAUAUUCAAUAUAUUUUAGAAUUCAAGUCUAAACUUCCUUAUGGAACCUCAUGUCAGUGUUACAACCCCCAAGUCAACCUUGUAACCCGUGGCGCCAACCUUAUAUAACCCACCAUAUCAGACAUGUAACUUUUCACGUCAGCCGUGCAGCACAUCAUGUCAGCCUUGUAACUCAGCAUGUCAACCUUAUAACCCUUCACGUCAACCUUGUUACCCAACACGGUAGUCUUGUAAUCCUUCACGUCAGCCUCGUAACCUUUCACGUCAGCCUUAUGAUCCUUCACGUCAGCCUUGUGAUCCUUCACGUCAGC
Molecule: messenger RNA, 1363 nt
Organism: Cherax quadricarinatus
Lineage: Eukaryota; Metazoa; Arthropoda; Malacostraca; Decapoda; Parastacidae
Product: protein spaetzle 4-like
Biological process (GO): central nervous system formation; innate immune response
Cellular component (GO): extracellular region
Molecular function (GO): growth factor activity; Toll binding
Source: RefSeq, a predicted model, not a curated record